Messenger RNA from Cryptosporidium ubiquitum, 4032 nucleotides. RefSeq lists its product as uncharacterized. Gene Ontology annotation, cellular component: membrane. Gene Ontology annotation, molecular function: ABC-type transporter activity; ATP binding; ATP hydrolysis activity. The record is from RefSeq and is a predicted model, not a curated record. NCBI's taxonomy places the organism in Eukaryota, Apicomplexa, Conoidasida, Eucoccidiorida, Cryptosporidiidae. The coding region runs from base 1 to 4032 and encodes 1343 amino acids. The transcript has a single exon. Gene Ontology annotation, biological process: transmembrane transport.
AUGAAACAAAAAUUUAAUCGAUUAUUUGAGUAUGUUUCUUUCUCUUGGGUAAAUCAAUAUAUUAAUAAUAUCAAAGAGUAUGGAACAGUACCCAAUGUAAACGAUAGUACUUUUAACAUUAAUUCAUAUAUACCAUUCUUGGGUAACCUGUAUUUAAGAGAUAAAGAUCUGGAGUUUCAGAAUAAUCUGCUAUUUCAAUACCAAUAUAAAUUAAUUGAAAAUGAAAAAAGUUUUAAAAUUGGUAAAAAACUUAUUGAGAUGUUUUGGAGAGAGUUUAUGUUUUGUGUGGUUCUUAAAGUUUUAACUGUUCUUUUAUCAACACGUCUAAACAUUACCUUGAAAAGUUUCAUGGAAAUAGUUAGCCCAUCAAGUAAAUUGUUACAAUGUUUCAUUUUAUUGAGCUUACAAAUUUUUAAGAUAUUUAUGGACUCUCAUACGAACUUUUUGAUAGCAAAAAUGUCAUUAAAAAUGCAAACAUUUAUAAUUAGAGCAGCAUAUGAAGAUCUAACAAGAAUUCAUUUUACUCUGGCUGAUAAAACAGAGAAUGAGUUAAACAACACUCCAAAUAUCCACAACGUAAUUUUUGGAGAUUUAAAUUCUCUGGAAGCUUUUAUACAAGCAUUUAUUGAGCUCAUUAUAUCCCCUAUUAAAAUUUUAGGGGUUUGGAUAUUACUUAAAAGUCAUAUUGGACUUUCUGCAAACUUAUCCGUAUUAACUUAUAUAUUAUUACACUUUAUGGGUUUGACUCUACAAAUAGUUGGAUCGCUAUACAAAAGAAAUUUUAUGAAGUUAAGAGAUAUAAGGAUCCUUAAAUGUUACGAAUAUUUUUCUUCUUUACCGACAAUUCGCCAACUAUUUUGGGAAGAAAUCGUUUAUGAGGAUUUAAUGUCUGUAAGAAAAUUGGAGGUGAAGGCAAACUUAACAAGGUUUCUAUAUUUAAUGUCUGGGACUUUUUUGGAAUAUAAUGCUCUUUCUAUAGCAAAAUAUAUUUUGUUUUCCUCAUUUAUUUAUAAAUCUUAUACUCAAAUAUCAAAUUCUAAUUCUUAUGAAAUUACAAUUACUUCAAGGAUUUCUACUUUACAUGCUUUGAAUAUGCUCACAAAUCCGACAAGGAAUAUUGCUUCAAGUAUUGUUGAAGGAUUUAUAUCUUUCAAAAGAAUGAUGGACUUUUUUGAAAGAAAUUCUAGUAACACACUAGCUAAUAAAAUGGUUGGGGAAAAUCAGGUUAAUUUAAUUGAAGAGAAACAAUCUAUUUACAAAUUAAAUUUAAAAGGAGGUUAUCAACGCGAUUCAGAGCUCUUUAAUUUUGAAUAUAUGAAUCCAUCUGAUGCUGAGAAUUCUGAGACAAGCUACUUAAUUAAUAUGAAAUGUACUGAUAAUUCAAAAAUAGAAUUGAAUAUUAGUAACUUGAAAUUGAAAAUUAAUGAAUUAUAUAUACUUUCAGGUAAAUCAGGUUCAGGUAAAACACUUUUAAUUAAUCGCAUUUUAGAUGAAUUUUAUUCAAUAGAAGAUCAAAGUAUCAAUAUUUUCCAUUCUUCACAGAAUUUCUGGUUUCCAAAAGGCACGAUUAAAUCUGCAAUAUUAUUUGGAAGAGAAUUUGAUCAAGUUAAUUAUGAAAAAGUAAUCAAAGCAUGCUCGCUUGAUGUAGACAUCAGUAUGUGGAAAGAUGGAGAUUCAAGACAAUUAGAUGAGUCUGAUCAAACUCUUAGCAAUGGGCAAAAAUCAAGAAUUAAUUUAGCUAGAACACUUUAUUACUUACUUUAUACACAAAAAACAAAAAAAAAAGAAAAUAAGACUCUAAUAAUAUUAGAUGAUAUAUUUUCCACAUUAGAUAUUCAAACUUCAAUAGAGAUAUUUGAAAAUCUAUUCAAAGAGAAUGGUGGUUUGAUUUCAAACAUAUCUUGUAUAGUAACAAUUGGUAUUGAAUAUAUUUCAAUGCUGACCUCUAAAGUUCAAUUUCUCAAGGGAAAAUCUGUAAAAGUCAUUAUAAUGGAUAAGGGAUCAAUAUCAUAUAAUGAUUUACUUCAAAACUACUUGGAAGAAUUUUCCUCUUUAAAAAAAGAUGAUUAUAUAGAUUUGAAUAGUGGAUUAAAUUUGAUUAAUGUAUUUAAUCAAUAUGAGAAAAAACAUAAUAUGAUUGAGUCGAAAGAUGAGAUAAUAGUAGAUAAUGAAAUGCUAAUUAAUACGAAAAAUGAAGAAACAUCAACAUUUCAGAUUAUUGAUGAUUGUUUUUAUUCUAAGUAUAUCUACUGUUUUGAAUAUAUUGGAAAGGUGUACUUUUUCAUAUUUUUAUUUAUAUGUAUUUUAAAGAUAGGGAUAACAAAAUCUAUGGAUAUUUAUUUAGCCAACUUCACAUUUACUAAAUCAAGAAAACUAUUCAUUACUUACUAUAAAAUUUUAUUGAUUAUAAAGCUAUUGCUUGAUUGCUUUGCUUUUAUCUCAGAAGCCGUAUUAUCAGCAAAAUCGUCUUCAAAAAUACACGACUAUUACCUUAUUUCAUUGCUAAAAGCUCCAUUAAGUUUUUACUCAUUUACACCCAUUUCCAAGAUUUUAAACAGGUUUAAUUUGGAUUUGCUUGUAUUGGAUGACGUUUUAGUUCGAAAGAUUGUUGGUGUGAUGAUUCGAUUAUUUGAACCAUUUAUACAUUUAAUCUUAGUGUUUUCUACUAAUCUUAUAAUUAUUCCAUUUUCAAUUAUACAUAUAAUAUUAAUCAUAAUUUUAUAUGGAUUUCCUUUGUUUCAUAUUUACAAAGCGACUCAAAUGAUGAUAUUGUCAAUCAGUUCAAAUUUAAAUAAUACUUUUUCUGAAACACUAAUAGGGUGGAGAAUUAUCAGAGACUUUAAAAAUCAUGGUUUAUACAGAGAAAUAUUAUGUAAAAACUUAUUAGGCAUAAUUAAAAUGAGAAUGGUGCAAAUUUCAGUAGUUAAAUGGGCUUCAUUUAGAAUACAGUUAUUUUCUGGACCUUUGGUUAUUUUUUUAUAUUUAUUUUAUAUACUUUUCAGUAUUUUAUUUCAAGGAAAAAAUUCAGAAAGUGUCAAUUUAAUGGCAAUAAAAUUGGCAUAUGUUAUUUAUUUUUAUAUUACCUUCACUGAAACUCUGAAUUUAAUUUUCAUUAAAAUUUCUUCUUUGGAAAAAGAUAUGUGUUCACUAGAAAGGAUGAUGGAAUAUUCGAAUAAUCCGCUUAAUGUAAAUACAAAAUUUGAAGAUUUUAAACUUGAAGAUGCAAUUUUAGAUGAACAAAUUAACAAUUAUGGUAAUCUAAAGCUUAAAUUUAAUAAUGUAGAAUUGUCAUAUCAAGUUUCAGAUUUUACUGGCAAUAAAAAUCAUUUAGCAUUUAAGGCAAUCAAAAAUUUUAAUCUUGAAUUAAGCCCGAAUGAGCACGUCGGAAUUAUUGGUAGAACGGGAUGUGGAAAGUCAACUUUAAUUAAAGGUGUUUUAGGAACAGUUAUUCCUUCUUGCGGCAGUAUAUUAUUUAACGAAGUUGAGAUUUGUAGUUUGUCUAGAAGAAAGAGAAGAGAAAUUAUUGGUAUUGUACCACAAACGCCACUAAAGAUAAAUAAUUGGUCAAUUAGAAAAUACCUGGAUCCAUUUUCUGAGCAUGACCAAGAUAAAAUUUUACAAGUAUUAAAACUUACAGGAUUUUACAAUAUAAUUUCUAAUAAAAUACAAAUUACCAAUAAUCUUGAUUUAGUUGAAAUCUCAGACUCUAAAGACACAAACUGCCUUUUGCUGACAGAUUUCCACUUGAAAUAUUUGAAUUUUAUUAGGUUACUAUUAAAUAAAAAACAUUACAAAAUCAUUUUAUUGGAUGAACCUACAAUAGAACCACAAAUCAAACUGGAAAAUGAAGCUCUGACUUCUUUCUAUGAGUAUCAAAAGCUUGUUCCCAUUGAAAAUCUGAUCAGAGAUUACUUCCAGCAUUGCUGUGUGGUAAUUGUUUCACACAAUAUUGAUGCUUUAAAAUACUGCAAUAGAAUUAUUAAUCUUAAUAACUAUAGAAACAUGUUUGAAGAACAAACAGGGAAUAACUAA